Molecule: messenger RNA, 2148 nt
Organism: Acanthisitta chloris (rifleman)
Lineage: Eukaryota; Metazoa; Chordata; Aves; Passeriformes; Acanthisittidae
Gene: HEATR3
Product: HEAT repeat containing 3
Exons: 14
Biological process (GO): protein import into nucleus; ribosomal large subunit biogenesis
Source: RefSeq, a predicted model, not a curated record
CUGCAGUAUCCGAGUGCUGAAGUGAGAGAGUAUGCCUGUGCCAGUAUUUCCAGGCUGCUGCAGCAGAAGCACAUCAUCCCAGCCUUCCUGCAGAGGGACGUUGUGAGGUGUUUGGGACCAUUGCUGAUGGAUCACAGCUUGGCUGUCCGGGAAACAGCUGCGGGUGCUCUCCGAAAUCUUAGUGCUUGUGGAGGAUUUGAAGUCUGUGAUGAUAUGGUGACAAACGACAUCAUGACACCCCUUGUUGCACUUCUGAAAGAGUGUAGCGCUGGACUAGAUACUAACCAGCUUUCUCCAAAGAAAUGCAAAGAGGCUAACAAAAAUUAUGUUGAAGACAUAGCCAAUGAAGCUAUCAAUUUGCUGUGGAAUAUAUGUGAAUGCAACCAUACUGCUGUAAACAUAUUCAAUAAAGAAGCAUGUCUGGAGGCUGUGUUACAUUGCAUGAAGAAAUUUUCCACGAAUGUGGAUCUGGCUAUUGCAGUAGCAAACUGCUUGCAGGCAGUGACAGAAGAUAAUCCAGAUCUUCUUUCUUCAUUUAAUUCUUCUGCACAACAAGUAUUGGAAACAGUGAUGAUGUGUCCAGAGAGCACAAUGAAGCAUAUCCUUCUGAGAACACUGAUAGCAGGCACUAUCUGGAAUAUCAAGGACACCAUUCCGCCAGGCAGCCUGGGAAGCAUGGUUAAUGCAAUCCUGAAGAUCUUUUCAGAAUCACUAGCAAUAGAUGCUGGUGAAACUAUUAUUCGUAUGAAUGAGGCUGAAAAAAACAGGUUAAAACUUACUGCAGAAGCAGAAACAGAGGAAAACAUGAAUGAUGUUAUGGACAACUGUGUUUUGAGUGAAGAUGAUAACAUAGAAGAAAUACCAAAAGGAGAACUCAGGGGAGAGAUUGACAUUUCAGAUUUGCUUCCAUCUGAUGAGUGGGAGCUGAAAGAAGUGACAGCUUUACUGACAGCUCAGCAGACUGCUCUGGAAAUCGUCGUUAACAUGUGCUGCAGUGAAGAUCCCUCUGAUGACGAAUGGGAAGAACUCUCCAGCAGUGAUGAAAGUGAUUUGUUCAUGGAAAACUCCUACAACGAGGCGAGUGGGAUGCUAAUGUCACCCCUGUGCCUCUCUGAUGAGGUUAACUCAGCCUUUCUGAACAACCUCAUUCCAAAGAAGAUUCUUGAAAAAACAGCUUUCCCGAACAGUGUUGCUCUAGACAUCUGUAUGCACAAUCCAUCUUGGAAACCAUUAAUUAAAAAGCUGAAUGCAGUGCAGUGUAGAGCUUUAACAUGUCUUCAUAGCAUUUUAUUAGUGUCGGAUGUGGAUUGUCUUGGAGGAGCUUCAGCACUUCAGUCCCUUGCACAGCAUCUCUCACAGCUAGUCUUUUCUAAACCAGAACUCCCUGCAGACACAGAAUUCUUGGAAGCCAUAACCAGUGCUUUGAGGGCUCUCCUACAAACAAUGGCGUCAAAGAACAUCUCCCAGUGUAUGACUCCUGAGCAGCUCUUGGCUUUGUGUGAGGUUGGUAUCCAGAGCAGCAAUGCCAGUGUUCGAGUGAACAUAGUGAGCAUCCUUGGAAUUUGUGGCAGUGUCCUGGCCAAAGGACAAGAUACAGCUGAAACACUAAAGAUGAUUGGAAAAUUUCUUCUUGAGGUUGCUAUGAAGGAUUCUUCUCUUGUGGUAGCAGGGGAAGCCCUGGAUGCAGUUUUUGAUGUAUUUGCAGAUGGUAAAGAAGCAGAAGAAGCAGCAGUACAGAUCAAGUUGCUUCCAACACUGAAGGAAUUUCAGCCGGUGUUCAGAAUGAGGAUGCGAAAAGAAGGCAAAGGACAAUGUAGUACAGAUCAACUGUGUGUUCUUGACAAUGUGAAGAUGAAUUUGAGAAGAUUCAUUGAAUAUCAGGAGACACUAGGCAAAACCCCAACUUGAAACAUCGAGGAACAUUUAAGGUUUCCCUUACUGAGUAACGUUUUCACAAAAUAUAACUGUUUUGAACUUCUGAAAUUUACUGAGCAGAGCAGUUUUGCUUUCAUGUUAAUACUGCAUUUUCUAACAUUCAGUAUUUGUACACUUCUGGGUUGCUGCAAUAUGAAAAUCACAUCAGUGUAAAACCAGCAUAGCACACUCCGAGACUGUCGCAGUGAUGAGAAGAUGCUCUUGCAGGCCUGA